GUAUUGAAUGAAUAUACAUAUGAUACCUCACAUUAAUCUCUCUCCCCCCUCUCUCAUCUCUCCCAACUCUCUCUCAAUCUCUCUCCCUCUUUCUCUCUCUCUUGUUUUCUUGAAAGAAAGAAAAGAAAACUGCUAAGCUUAAGAAGAGCCUUUUCACACUAUCUUUUUCUCUCGUCAUUACAUUUCAUUUUCAUCUUCUGGGUCAUUUCGUAAAUCAAACAUUACUGUCUUUUCUUUAAUUUAAAUUAAUCCUCAUUUUUUUAAUUUUUAUCAAACACCCUUUGUUUCAUUCAUUCUCAUUUCAUUUCUCUCUGAGCCUCCCUCUCCUCUCUUCUCUCUUUGUCUCUUUCUCUCUUUACUAAGUUUUGGUUCUGUUAUCAAGAUACAUACAUACAUACAUAUAUCUUUAUAUAUUUGAUCAUUUGAUUUGUCAAGAUUUUGACCAUAGAUCCAUCUGCUGACCUUAAUCGGGAUAAGAUGCAGAGUUCUCAACAGAACCAGCUUCCAGAUUAUAUGUCACUCAGUAAUACAGCAUUUACAUAUCUGAAUGCUACCAAUUCAGAAGGGCAAAAUGUAAGUGUAGGGAAUACGAGUGGAUCAAGUUCUAUUGCUGCACAAAGCCUUUUUGAUCAUGGUGGACAGAACUCUGAGCUUGUAUGGGGGUCUUCAAUGAUUGGUUCUUCUGGAGUUGGUCCCAUCCGGCAAAGUGAAACUGCAAGUGUUUUCCCUGUGAAUGCUGGUAGUUACAGUUAUAGUCAGAAUGCAAAUGGUCCGGUGUUUGUGCAGAGUUCUGCUGUUUCUCAGGACUUUAACAUUAAUGCAGGAUCUGGGGAACAAGGUAGUGAUGAUUGUCAGAUUGUGGAACGCCCCAAUAUAUUCAAGUCUGGUUCAUCAGUGAAUGCACGAUUACCGUCUAGUGGCAGUUCUUCUAAUCCUUAUGGGCUGCAUCUUGGGGGAUAUGUGGAGGACAGAGAUGGAAGACCAGGUAGUUCGUCAGCAGGUCGUCAUUUAUCCCGUAAAAGAAAAGCUAUGGACGGAGACAUUGGACAGUCGUCUGGAAGUGGUACUUCAAACUACUAUCAGCAGGCUGGAGGUAGCGCAUGGCAUACUGCUCGUCCAAAUGCCAGCAACAGCUUAAACAUCUCAUUACCAUCAGACAAUGCUAGUGGUACUAGUCAACUGGAGCGGUUUAAUCAAGGAUUUCAAGUGAGUGCAGGAGGCAUUCCUUCAGAGAUUCCUCCAGCUGUAACUGCAGCAAGAACUUCUGAAAGCUCUCAUAGGAACUUGCGCUUAAGGUUCAGCUCUUCACAUCAGUUAGAUUCCUCACCAGCUAAUGCGUUUGCAGCAGGGACUGCUGUUGGACCAGUUGAUUAUUUUACUCGCCAUCAACCACAAAGGAGUACCCCCGUCAAUGGUCCUUUGGAUUUGUUACCACCAGCAAUUACGUCCAGUGGAAUAAUGCAAAGUCAGUCCUCCCUUGCACAUGUCCCUGUUAUGCACCACAAUCUACAAUCUGCUAGGUGGAACAGAAAUUCCAGCUUAAGACCUGGCAGUUCUUCAGGUGUUGCAAUCCCGGGAGAUAAUCAAGGUAUUGCAUCUCAUUACGAAGCAAGGUCAAGAAUCUUGCAGCAAAAUAUGUUGGAGCAUCACAUGUUUAUACCAUCUGGGAUGACAGCUUCAACUCAAUCACAAGGUCCAUGGGGUUUGACCAGUGGGAAUAACAUUGCUGUCUCUGCUGCUGCUCCUCACAGUGUCUCUGCUGCUGCUGCUCCUCAGAGUGUCUCUGCUGCUGCUCCUCACAAUGGCUCUGCUGCUGGUUCCAAUCCCACCUCUGCCCCUAACGCGGUCCGUAUUCGUAAUUCUCCACAACAUUCACGCAGACUGUCUGAAUUGGUUCGAAGAUCCUUGUUAUCCUCUUCUGGUAUUCAAUCUGGAGGUCAGACCAGCAAUGCUCUUUCAGGUACUCCUGCUUCUGCACAAGGGACGAACAUUCCAUCUGGAGACCAGGGGCAUCAUUUGCCUCAGUCAAGGUCUGCAAAUUUACCAACUAGACGUUAUGAUGGUGCUUUUGGAAUCCCCGUUUCACUUCGAACUUUAGCUGCUGCCACUGCCCCUGAAGGAAGAAGCAGGCUUGUGUCUGAGAUUCGCAAUGUAUUGGCUCAAAUGCGUAGGGGUGAGGGCUUGAGGUUUGAGGACAUUAUGAUGCUUGACCAGUCUGUCUUAUUUGGGAUGGCUGAUCACGAUGGGCACAGGGAUAUGAGGCUUGAUAUUGAUAACAUGUCCUAUGAGGAAUUGUUGGCGCUGGAAGAUCGCAUUGGAUACGUGAAUACUGGAUUGAGUGAAAAUGCAAUGAAAAAAUGUCUGAAGAAGAGGAAGUACAAGGCAACUUCAAAAGAUCAAAAGGAGUCUGAACCUUGCUGCAUAUGUCAGGAGGAGUAUGUCAACGGAGAUGAACUUGGAAAGCUGAAGUGUGGGCAUGAUUUUCAUACUGACUGUAUCAAACAAUGGCUGAAGCAAAAGAAUUUGUGCCCCAUAUGUAAAGCAACAACUGGGGAUACUAAAGAAAAGUAAUGAUCUUCCUAAUUCAACUGAGACGGAUUAAAUUGAGUGGUCUGCGGAUCUAUGUUUUGCCUAACUACGGUUCAAUCAACCUGCUAGGCGAAUAAUGUCCCUAAUUGGACCACUUUUCAGCAGCUGGAUAAUUUUCCAUGCAUCGCUUCUCGACUCUGUUAUUAUCUCCAAUGUGGAGGAUUUUUUUUUUUUUAAAAUUUAAGAAUUCAAAUUUCCAAAUAGACUAGUUGUUUUUCGCCUUUGGUAAGAAAGGCAUACAAUCUUAUAGAAAGAUUUAAAAGAUUCAAGGAUUUUUUUGA
This is a messenger RNA of Daucus carota subsp. sativus, 2870 nucleotides long. Its product is annotated as probable E3 ubiquitin-protein ligase RHG1A. Lineage: Eukaryota; Viridiplantae; Streptophyta; Magnoliopsida; Apiales; Apiaceae. The record is from RefSeq and is a predicted model, not a curated record. The transcript is spliced from 6 exons. Bases 478 to 2571 code for a protein of 697 amino acids. Gene Ontology annotation, molecular function: ubiquitin protein ligase activity.